UAUUACACCACGUUGGUCUGUGAUAACUCCCGCAAAAACGUGUUUACUUUCUUGAAUGAAUUUGAAAUCUUGAAAAUAUUCCAAAGGAAUGUUCUGAUCUUCAAGAACUAUGUGAUGGAAUUGCAUCUUCCGAUCGCUUGUGAAUUGCAAUUACUCUAAUCAUAGAUUGUGGAUAAACUUUUAAUAUUGUUUAUAACAAACCUUCUUGUCAUUGUUUGGAAAUUUGAAAGACCAUGGAGAUGACAUUAUACGACGAUUCACAAUUUCGCAGCGGUAAAAACAGCGGCAGAACUAUGAAACGUCCCGUGACCUUAGAUUUGGACUCUCCAGAAACAGCAAGUAAGAAGCAAAAAUUUCCAAUUUUAACCUCUCCCGAUUUAAACAUGCUAAAGUUAGCAUCCCCCGAGCUAGAACGUUUCAUCAUCGCCAACAGUGGUAACAUCACAACAACGCCAACACCAACCCAAUAUUUGUUUCCAAAAGAUGUUACGGAGGCACAGGAACAAUAUGCAAGAGGUUUCAUCGAUGCACUCAAUCAAUUACAUCAGAAGCCAUUCGACAUGAAUAGUGCUGCGUUGAAAGGAUAUUCCGAAUCAAAUUCAAUUGGCACCCCAGGAAGUGCAACUAUUCAAAAACUCUAUCCGAACUUUUUACCUAUAUACUUGCAACAUUCGCCAACCAGUGUGAUAAAAACCUCAGAUACUCCCAAAAAAUCCGUCAUCACGACAAAUGCCAGCAGCAUUGUGCGACCUCCGUCUGUGGAAAGUAGCAACAGUAAUAGCUGCAACAGCAAUAGCUACAGUGUGCCAUUACAAAUUGCCAUUAAAGAGGAACUUCAGACAGUGCCCAGUGAUUUCUCUACUCCCCCAAUGUCCCCCAUCCAAAAUGCACCCAUCGAUAUGGCAGACCAAGAACGUAUCAAGCUUGAAAGGAAGAGGCAAAGAAACCGUGUUGCUGCCAGCAAGUGUCGAAAAAGAAAGCUGGAAAAAAUAUCCCAGUUGGAGGAUAAGGUGAAAGAACUCAAAGGAGAAAAUUCUAAAUUGGAAUUAAUUGCUGAUAAACUACGUGAACAAGUGUCUUGUUUAAAACAAGAGGUAAUGGAGCAUGUAAGAAAAGGAUGCCAAAUGAUGAUUGCUCAUCUCGUGUAAAUUUUCUGAUAUAUGCAAAUAGAAUCAGGGUCCAAUUUCUGAAUAGGGCAACUAGGCAAUGUCCUAGAGUCCCCCAAAUGGCUAAAACUAUAAGGUUUAACUACUAGGAGGCCCUGAAAAAGUGUUCAGCCUAAGGCCUCCUGAUAUCUUAAUUGGUCCCUGAGAACUGUGCCUUUUCGUUUCAUUUUCAUGUAAAACGAAAUACAGCUCUGAAGUCAUUGACUUGGUGGUGACCAUAUUUUUGUGCCUUACCUUGACAGUAUUUUCUUCAUUAACCUUGCAAGGCUAUCUGUUUUUCCCCAUAAACUUUCAAAGCCCUUCUUCAUAGUGUAGUUUAAUACUUAUGUGCUUUAUUUAUUUGGAACUGUAAAACUUGUUUAAGCUUCAUCUUUUUUUUACCAUUGCUUUAAAAGAAAACCUGGCUGCAUCAUUUUCAUGGAAAUAAUACUUACAUUCAAAAAUCAUUUGUUGACUGAGGGCACUACUGAAGUAAGGCUUGUGUGAAUUUGUUCAAUUUCUUUAGUCAUUAUAACAAUUCAUAUGUGCAAGUAAAUAAGAAAGCACCGUAUUGAAAAUAUUUUUCGAAUAUGAAAGCACUGAAGUUUUAAAAAUCAAUUGGUUUAUCAUUAAACUUCGAUAGAAUAUAAACUUAUGAAUUUUUAGAAAAUAUGAUGUUUCAGGAUGAAAAAUGCUCUGCUAAAAUGUGAUUAAAAUUACUAAAAAAUCAGCAGUGUAAAAACCCAAAUUGCUGAGUUUUUUUUUAAAUUUUUUAUUUCAUAAAUGUGUCAAAAAAAAAAAAAAAAACUCUGACAAUUUGUUAGUAAAAUUGAAAAGUCUUCUCUUCAAGCAAGUUCUGCUUCAUUACACUGUUUCGUUGUUUUCAUUUUAAUCAUGUAGCAUAUUAAUGAUAAAAGAUUUAAAAGUUCUGGAAAAAAGAAAUUUUUUUAAAAUAAAGUAUUAUUCUAACUGAGACAUAAAUAUCUCACAUAAAACUUUUGUUGUUGUUAGAAAAUAGGAAAGAAAUAGUUAAAACAUUGCAGCCUCAUAAAACACAAUUAAAAAAAGUAUUUUAAAGAACUUUUAGUGCAAGUGUAGUGUUUACUUUUAAUAUAUAAAUUAUAUUAUGUUGCACAUUGCAAAGUGAAAAUUUUUAUCUAAUUAUGUAAACUGAUCAAUCUUUGCAGUGACAAUUGAAGACCAAUGUGCAAGACUCCACUUUAAAAACUUUCAGGAAUUGCAAAAUGUUUUUUAAAAAUUCAUUUUUAAAGAUUUUGUUACAUUAAAUAUGUUGAAAUCUGCCUUUAUGAACCCUAUUUCAACAACACUUGAAUAAUUUAAAAUGUUAUCUAUGUGUAAUUAUUUCAUUUGGCGUUGACCCCUUUCUUGUUGCAAACACAUAAGAUAAUCCCAAAUUCAGGUGUUUUUUAAAAUUAUUCAAACAAUAUUUGAUUUUAACAAGUAAACAUGACUGUUAUGAUAAAUGACACUUGUUUCAAAAUAAUGUAACUCUUUUAUUCUUUGGUUUCUUUUGAAACGUAGCAACUCCUGUCCUUUAAUAUCUAAUGCAGAGGUGAUUGUUGACUGAAGUAAAAUAUUUUGAAGAUUAAGUCGGAUCUCGAUAAUUUGAAGCUUAUAACUUGAAUACUUCUUUUCUCAAAGUUUUCCUUGGGUCCCAAACUCUUGAGACUGUUGUGGACACUUCCCGUAAUUCGAACAUUUAACUCGAACAUUUAAGCCAGUCCGUUUGGACUUCUUGUUAUUGAGAGUUGGCUGAAGUGUGAAAUUUUCAAAAACUAUGAGGAAGCUCAACCCCCCCCCCCCCUCGCUGUAAAAAACUCUUCAAAUGUACAUACAAAAAUCAUUGAAAAAAAAUUAAUUAAAAAAAAUCAAUCUUAGAAUGUGUUGUCAGCCAAAAAAUUUCGGAAACGGCAGACUUUGAUAAAAUUAAGAGCUUUCUGCGAACACAAAUCCUAACUGGAAAAAUUUCUGCAAAUAAUUAUUUUGCCUAAUUCACCCUUGAAUAAAGAAUUAAAUUUAUAUCCAAAUAUAAAAACGACAAAAAAAAAAGCUUUAAAAUCAUUAUUAUUAUUAUUGUUUUUUUUUGUUUUGUUUUUUUUUUUUCAACAUCUAGUUAUUUUUCACCAAGGGUGGGGGGAGGGGUGUGGCUUAACUAUCAUUUUUUGGCCAAUAUCAAUGACAUGAUCAUUAAUAUUAUUUUCAUUUUAUAGUGAAAAAAUUCAUGUGGAUCUGAAACUACUCAAAGUGUUGACACAUAAAACAUAAGCUACCUGUUUUUUACUUGAAAAAUUUAUGAAGAUAUUUGGGUUUGUAAACAAAUCAACAAAAACUACUCAUUAGUUUAAAAUUAAGUAUUUCUGCAAAAACUAAUACCGUAUUUCCUACGAAUAAGCUUUUAAAAAAGUAAAAUUAAUGAAGGGUGGAUUAUCAAUGCUUUUUAAAUUUCUCUAUGCAGGAUUCACCAAUAGAAACUGUUGUUCCGUAGUCUGUAAGGUUAAUUAUUUUACAUAGCGUGAAUUAUCUUCUUACACUAUUCAGGCUGUGUAAAAUAAACUGUUGGCUCCUUUGUAAUUAGUGUACUAUAAUCAUGAUUUAAAGAAGAAAUCAUUAAUUUUUAGAUUAAUUGUGCCUAACCAGGGGUCUGGCCAGAGAUAUUUGGGCGAACGGACCCUUCACAAAAAUCCGAUCAACCAAAACGGACCUUUCACAAAAUCCCGAUCGGACCUUUCACAAAAUCCCGAUCAAACAAAACGGACCUUUCACAAAAUCCCGAUCAAACAAAACGGACCCUUCACAAAAUUCUGAUAAACAAGAUCAGAUCUGUCACAAAUUGUUUAUUGAAA
Messenger RNA from Uloborus diversus, 4009 nucleotides. RefSeq names its product transcription factor Jun-like. NCBI's taxonomy places the organism in Eukaryota, Metazoa, Arthropoda, Arachnida, Araneae, Uloboridae. Gene Ontology annotation, cellular component: transcription regulator complex. Gene Ontology annotation, molecular function: transcription factor binding; RNA polymerase II cis-regulatory region sequence-specific DNA binding; DNA-binding transcription factor activity, RNA polymerase II-specific. The record is from RefSeq and is a predicted model, not a curated record. The transcript has a single exon. Gene Ontology annotation, biological process: regulation of cell cycle; regulation of transcription by RNA polymerase II; regulation of cell population proliferation. Bases 234 to 1148 code for a protein of 304 amino acids.